AUGGAUUUGCGCAGCGAUCCGAUUGGAUCUAACCACAGAUCCACAAACCAGAUCGAAAACGAUACCCUGCAACACAACUGGUCUCCACCACCUGCCACUAACCCAAAUCCUAUGCAACCUCCAUCAUCGACAGCACGCGCCGUCUGGAUACCUAUGACAGUUUUGUUUCUUUUGAAUGUUUGUUGUACUGAUCAAACACCUGUUCAAGGACAAUCAGCAUAUCCCUCUGGUUCUCCAUCAAAAGCCGUCUGCAUUUCUCCAUAUCAGAGACUGUCUGCUGAUGUUCCUGUACAACUUCAUGAGAGGUUUCAAGGUGAGAGUAUCACUAGGUCCUCAGUUAUAGAGGAACCUGGAGACCAUGGAGAAGCACACUUAGUAGCUCUGGGUGAACUAGAAUUCCGUAAACAAUUUCUAAUAUUAAGUUAUGCUGGAGGAAUGAAGUUGAAAGAUCUGAUAGCAGCAGAGGACAUUAGGCAUUGGAAAUAUUUGCCAAUUGUAACGUUUGAGAGAAAAAUUUGGGAAUAUCUAGGUCGAAAAUGCAUCAGCCCUGAAGACUGUUGAUUGGUAAUUUACAUUCUCUGAUUCUUGCUCAACUGUACAUUAUUGAUUACCCUAAUCUGUAUACAACUCUCAUGCAAGACUAUUGUAAUUUAAGGUAUACGCAGCCACUAUGAAUUCUUUCAAGAAGAUGUAAAAAUUAUCAACAUCAUAUAUAAGUGCAUUGGAUAUAAGUAUGUUGGAAAGCCAAUCACUAUGUCCUUGCAUCAAAGUAAUCAUCUGAGCCCUUACGUAGCUAAUUUUUAACUAAUCAUUUAGUUUGAAGAUGCAAAUCUUAUCAAUUAGUUUUAAACUUUACUCAGUUACU
Rosa rugosa (rugosa rose) is the source of this 865-nucleotide messenger RNA. RefSeq names its product probable RNA-dependent RNA polymerase 3. Bases 1 to 561 code for a protein of 186 amino acids. NCBI's taxonomy places the organism in Eukaryota, Viridiplantae, Streptophyta, Magnoliopsida, Rosales, Rosaceae. The transcript is spliced from 4 exons. The record is from RefSeq and is a predicted model, not a curated record.